Didymodactylos carnosus is the source of this 1077-nucleotide messenger RNA. Lineage: Eukaryota; Metazoa; Rotifera; Eurotatoria; Philodinida; Philodinidae. The record is from the annotation of a GenBank genome assembly.
AUGUUGAGGGUUUACAAAACUGUCAUACGAUCCGAUAAAUUACAUAUAGAUUAUACAGCCUUUGUCCAGGACGAUACCGGCAAUUCUGGCUCAAAAUGUCAUGUAUUAACAAUUCACGAUAUUGGAUGCAAUCAUUCAGUUUUUACCGAAUUUGGUUCACAACCAGAAAUGAGGAGUUUAAAGCAAAGAAUCGUUUGGAUACACGUCGAUUUACCUGGUCAAGAAGAUGAUGCCAGUGAUUUAGCUUUGGAAAAAUACCCAUCGUUAGAUGAUCUUGGAGCAGAAUUAAUCAAUGUUCUUGAUCGCUUAAAUGUUCAACAAGUGGUCGUUUUGGGUGAAGGUGCCGGUGCAAAUAUUGGAAUAAGAUUUGCAAUGGAGUAUCCGUCCAGAGUGCAUGGUAUUAUCUGUGUGCAUCCUACAGCGUCAGCAGCCGGAUUCAUGGAAACAAUGAAAGAUAAAAUUACAAAUUGGAAACUUAUUCAUAAAGGAAUGAACGCGGAUGCCGAAGCUUAUUUAAUAUGGCAUCGAUUUGGACGGGAUGCAGCGAAGGGUUAUGGUGAUAGUCAAUUAUUAGAAGCAAACAUUCGUGAAUUUUCUGAAAAAUUAUAUGGAAAACGAAAUCCAAAAAAUCUGGCAUUAUUUAUGGACGCAUUUCUCAAUCGAACAAAUUUGAUUGAUAAAUUAGAAAAGUUAACAGUUGAUUGUUUAGUAGCGGUUGGUAAAAAAUCAUCGGUAUUAAGUACAACAGAAAAAUUUUAUGAUCGAUUAAAAGAAACUCGUGAUGUUAAACGUAUGGUGAAUAGUCCACUUCUUAUUGCGGAUAAUGUGGGUGACGUUUUAGGCGAAGCGCCGGAUAUAUUGGCAAAAUCAAUGCAAUUUUUCUUACAAGGCAUUGGAUUAUUAAGUGGACUUCCAAUGGAAACAAGUCUUGUGGGUUUAGGACGUUUAAGUAGAGCAAUGUCAAUGGAAGAUGCCGAUCGUCCGAGACGUAGUUCUGUUUUACAGCCACAGUCUCCAUCAACAACAUCACCCGUCGGUUCUCCACCGGUUGGCUCACCGCCUAAGUUUUCAUCAUAA